GCCAAUAAAUGCUAUUGAAGGGCGGGUCUUGUCGUGGCAAUAGUAUGAUUCGUUAAUGCUCCCUUGUUCCCGGCAUGCUUCCCUGUCCGCCUUCACCUCUCUGUGGACGCUGUUUGGUUCAAAGAAUCACGUGACACUACACCCAUUGGUUGAAUUUAACUUAAAGCAUUCCACAACUACUGGCGCCGGCGCGGAGCGCCAUAUUCAACGUUUUGCUUCAGGACGACUUUUAUUUUAUUUUAACUUAAUUAUUUACAUUGUAGCGACUUUAAUUUAACAUGGACUGUGUGGAUUUUCCGAGAGUUCUGCCAAAUUCACCGAGGAAAGCACGGGGACAAAUUCAGGUCAUCUUUGGACCGAUGUUUUCAGGAAAAAGCACUGAACUGAUGCGAAGAGUGCGCCGUUUCCAGAUAGCCCAGUACAACUGCUUGGUGAUCAAAUAUGCCAAAGACAUACGUUACUCUGACACAGGCAUGGCCACACAUGACAAAAACACAAUGGAAGCUGUACCAGCCAAUUGUCUGGAAGAUGUGCGUUCUCUGGCAUUACAAGCCUGUGUCAUUGGAAUUGAUGAAGGACAGUUUUUCUCAGACACAGUGGAGUUUUGUGAAGAGAUGGCCAAUUUAGGGAAGACCAUUAUUGUGGCUGCUUUGGAUGGAACCUUCCAGAGAAAGGCAUUUGGAAACAUCCUGAACCUUGUCCCUCUGGCGGAGAGCGUAGUGAAGCUCCACGCCGUCUGCAUGCAGUGUUACAAAGAAGCUGCCUACACCAAGAGGAUAGGGGCAGAGAAGGAGGUGGAAGUGAUUGGUGGAGCUGACAAGUAUCAGGCGGUGUGUAGAAAGUGUUAUGGAGGUCUGGUGGUGGACAAAGAGAACAGUGCUCCCUUCAGGAAAGAAACUCCACAACAUGGCCUCGUAGGAAAACUCAUGGACUCUGCUGUUCCCAGGAAGCUUUUCUCCUCUCUCCACCUCUGAACACAAUAAGACUUGUUUCAGAAGUUGAGUAUAAAUCCAGGAAUCAAAUGAAACUGAGAGAAGAGCAGUGGAAGGCAAAUGGAUUAUUUUAUCUAACAUAUUGACAUGCCUGGUAUUUUAGGGAUGGUAUUUGGUGUCUAAUUGGUGUGUAUGUUUUAUUUUAUGUAGGAUUUUACUUGAUAUGACAAUGCACUUGAUAACCCUGAAAAUGAGUAAACCAACUCAUAACUCACUGUUACAGUAUUCACUACACUGUUAAUAUCUGUAGCUUUUGGGUUUCUUUUAACAUCAUCCACGGUUUUAAAUUAUUUUUUGUUGUGUAGUGCACGUAUAAAUGCAGUAUUUUCUUCCAACAUACAAAUGGAAGGUUAGACUCGUAUGUUUCACCGUGUAUGGCAGGGCUGGAGUAGUAAUUAGUAAAAAUUAAAUUCAAAUUGUACAUUUGAAUAAACAUUGGCAGAGUAUCCUUUUUCCCCCCAUUUAACACUUACUGUACAUGUUUUUAACUAACUAUGAGAUACGUAAUCCAAUGCCCUCGCAUGCUACAGAGGACCAAAAUAACCUGUUUAAAUCCUGGUAGCCUCGGCUGUACAGCGAGCUGCCCGGUUGGAAUGGAAAAAGUAUGUCCUCCCUACUAUACAUGUCGUAUACUUAGGGUUGGAAACUUUCCAUGGGAAUUAAUGUGAAUAAACUGGAUCUUUUGA
This is a messenger RNA of Perca flavescens (yellow perch), 1678 nucleotides long. It is a transcript of the gene tk1, whose product is annotated as thymidine kinase 1, soluble. The transcript is spliced from 7 exons. NCBI's taxonomy places the organism in Eukaryota, Metazoa, Chordata, Actinopteri, Perciformes, Percidae. Gene Ontology annotation, molecular function: thymidine kinase activity; ATP binding. Gene Ontology annotation, biological process: thymidine metabolic process. The coding region runs from base 279 to 974 and encodes 231 amino acids. The record is from RefSeq and is a predicted model, not a curated record.